Hevea brasiliensis (rubber tree) is the source of this 3605-nucleotide messenger RNA. RefSeq names its product fanconi-associated nuclease 1 homolog. Gene Ontology annotation, cellular component: nucleus. Lineage: Eukaryota; Viridiplantae; Streptophyta; Magnoliopsida; Malpighiales; Euphorbiaceae. The record is from RefSeq and is a predicted model, not a curated record. The transcript is spliced from 16 exons. Gene Ontology annotation, biological process: interstrand cross-link repair. The coding region runs from base 217 to 3084 and encodes 955 amino acids. Gene Ontology annotation, molecular function: hydrolase activity, acting on acid anhydrides, in phosphorus-containing anhydrides; 5'-flap endonuclease activity; zinc ion binding.
GAUACGGCUAUAAUGAGGUACGGCUCCUCAAUUCAACUCGGACCCGCCAACGUGCACAAUAUUUACCAUCGCCACUAAACGUGAUUUCUUGCACAAACUCAAAUCCACAUACUUUUCCCGCUUUUCCAUAGCUUCACACCUUAGAUCCCACCACUCCUGAAAUCGCCAGUGACCCGGCCUCAUCCGCCUGUUUUAUCACUGACUCCGCCGGCACCGAUGAGCCGAAAUUCUUCCAAAAUGUUAACUGGACGGGAGAGCUUGAUCCGAUUGGUCGGGAAGCGAAGGCGAUUCCUUCCCAAUCGUCAAUCUUUACUUGCCAUCGCCAUCCAGGGCUCUCUUAAUCUGUGUACCGAUAAUGAUAGAGUUAUUUCCACGGAGAGUGAGAGGAGAUUUUCACAGAGUAAAAUGGCUGGUUUGACAUCGGGGGAAGAUGAGAAAAGUCCGCUUGAAAUAUCAAUUCGUGAUUGGGUAACGUGCCCUGUUUGCGGGAGUAGAGUGCGUGGGGAAGACUGUUUGAUUAAUUCCCAUUUGGAUGCAUGCCUUUCUAGUGGAAAAAAGCGAAAAAUGACCCAACUCACCCUUCUCGAGUUGAACUUCUGCUCACAAACGAGCAGUCUUGUGCAGAAUGCUGUAAUCAACUCUGAGAACUCUGUUGCUGUUGAGGAAAAUGACAGUAAUCUGUGUAAAUCACUGUGGACUACAAAGUCUGUUCCUGUUAAAAAUGGGAUGGCUAGUUCAACUGGGAAACCAACAAAUGGGGAUAGGAUCAACUUGGCAGUUGGGCCCUCUUCAUUGCCCCUGAAGGAUGGGGUGUCCACAUGUGAUACAAUGACAACUGUAGAUGACAUAUCAGGGGUAAUUCUUAAAACUUCCAUUGUUGGCCGUAGGUUUAGUAUUGUGAAGGAUUUAAAUCAAGGGGCAAAAAUCUCCCUUUUGAGAGACCCAGAUAAUACUAAGGAUCCAAAUGCAAUCAAGGUUCUUUUGGCAGAUUGCACACCAUGUAAAGUUCUUGGUUUUCUCCCUCGAGAGUUAGCCCGACCUUUGUCCCCUUUAAUUGAGAAGUACUCUCUAAUCUUUGAGGAUUUCUUGCAGGGACAUGUGACAUCUGUUCCAAAACUUUCUCUUGAUGCUGUUCCAAUUCAAAUUGUGUGUUGCAAAAAAGUGAUAUCGCAUGGUGAUAGGGACCAUAGUGAUGUUAAAGCUUUCACAUCUUUAUGGAAAAAUGUUCUUCAUGCAGUUGAAUCUGCAAAGAAUUGUGCAAGUAGUGCAACAAAAUAUCAGCAGAACUUUUGUUUGUUAAUGCAAGAGGUUUUGAGAAGCAAUCAUCACAUUUUCACUGAUGAUGAGAAAAAUUUCAUGGAAUCAUUUACUUCUCUUUCAGAUGAUAGUCAGAGGCUUUUUGUUCGGCUUUAUACACGGAAAGGACCAUGGUUUCGGGUGUCUAGUAUUUCGUACCCUGAAGUUUCGGAUUCUAAGCAGGCAAUCAAUGAUCUUUCUGCAAUAGGUUAUAUUUGUUCCUUUGCAGAUCCAAAAGAAUUACAAAACAAUGACAUGAAAGAGAUUUUGAAUUUGCUCACCAUCUCUAAGCUGCGUGAAAUUACAUACUUAUUGAAGAAGAAUAGCAGCCCUGGUACUAGAAAGCAGGAUCUUAUUGCAACACUUUUAUCUACCUAUAAGGAUAAAAAGUGCUUAUCCCUACCAAUUGCAAUUUUUGAUAGAACAGGAAUGUGUAUCAAGAUAUCUUCAAAAGCUGAAUCUCUUAUUUGGCGUGUUGAGAGACUUUUCUUCUUGAAUGGAGAUCAGGAUCUAUCAGCAUUUCUGCUAGUUGAUUUGGGAAUAGUUAAGUAUCCAACUUAUUGCUGCAAUAUGUCUGAACAGAUUUUCUCAACUCGAAGUGAUCUACUAGCUUACGAAGAGGCAAUUGAAGUGGCACAAAUAAUGGAUGAAUCUCUUGAAGAAAAUAAUAAUGAAUUGGUUUUAAGAUGCAUUGAGAUAGCCGACUCCCGUAUGUCCAACUCUUCUGCAAAAGCAACUCAAUCCAUGGCUAUAUUUCUUUCACGUUUUUCAGCAUCGUGGGUAUACUCAAAAGUGGUCUUUCUAGGAAUUUCCUUUCUUGAGCAUGAGCGUAGGUACAAAGAUGCAGUCAAUUUGUUGAAGCAAUUGCUUGCUUGUUUUCCUUGUGAUGGAAGGAGAGGUUAUUGGACACUAAGAUUGUCUAUUGAUUUGGAGCACAUGGGCUGUUCCAAUGAGAGCCUUUCAGUUGCUGAAGAUGGUUUAUUGGAUCCAUGGGUACGUGCUGGUUCAAGAAUGGCAUUGCAAAGGCGAGUUCUUCGCCUAGGAAAACCUCCAAGGCGCUGGAAAGCUCCUAGUUUUGUGGGUUCUAUCAGGAGGAGGAUCAAGGAGGUUCAUAUUCUGGGGAGACCUUUGAACUGUGAAAUAGGCAAGAAAAGCAGGUUCUAUGGAGAAAAUGGGGAGCAGUGUGGAGUCGAGCAGCUUGCUUUGCAGUAUUAUGCUGGCGAAGGAGGUGGAUGGCAUGGUGUUCAUGCUGAGAGUGGCAUUUGGCUGACAAUUUUUGGGCUUCUUAUGUGGGACGUUAUAUUUUCUGAUGUACCAAAUGUCUUUCACAACAGAUUUCAGACUGCUCCCUUGGAUUUGGAGACUGAUGGCUUCUAUCCAGUUAGAAAGAGCCUUAUAGAAACUCACUUGCAGAAAAUUCAAGAUGGUAUGGCUGAGGAGAUUGUCAUUACAUCAUGGGAAUUGCAUUCAGGAACAGCUUGUCUUGGAGUUGACUGGGGCGGGCAUUCUCUCUCUGAACUUCGGGCUGUUGUUACCUGCAUUGGAGGCCCUUGUUUGGCCUCACUCUGCCGGCAUCUUGCCCUAGAUUAUCGAAGCUGGUCCAGUGGAAUGCCAGAUUUGUUGCUAUGGCGCUUCCAUGGAGAAUACAGAGGUGAAGCCAAGCUAGUUGAAGUCAAAGGUCCCAAAGAUCGUCUCUCUGAGCAGCAGCAAGCAUGGUUAUUGCUGUUAAUGGAUUGUGGGUUCGAUACUGAAGUUUGUAAAGUUAAACCUAUGCCAUCAGUCUCAUGAUGUCAUGUUGCUACACAUGGUAUCGAAAUAUAGAGGCUUGACUUUGGACUCCUGUAUGAAUCCAACAACCAAGAGAACUCUAAGCCCAAGACCUUCAAGAAGCUUAGUAUUAAAAGAGUCCCAAUUCCUAAACAGCCUUGGAAGAGGAUAAAAUGCUGGUUCUUAAUGUCAAGGGUUCUACCAUGAAGUGCCAUUUAGCUGAAGCGUCUCAUACAUGAUUCUUGCAGGUAAACUACAAGCUCUUAAAGUACCUGCUACUCUUCUGGAGAUGACAGUGCACGUCAUACUCCCUGACAUCAGUAUCUUGACUCUAUUCAUGUGAUGGUAUCAAAAUAACUGCUUUUAUUUUUUUUGCCCCUCUAAAUGAGGCUGAGACACAGUUAGAGUAACAUCACCUCCAAAUUGACGUUGCUUCCACCAUUGUGGUUCAACGUUUAUAUAUAUUUUUUUUCUAGUAAAAAAAAAAAAAAUUGCACCAAAACCACAAGGUUUGCGGUAAGUCUGAGUUUGGAUCCAAAUGC